Molecule: messenger RNA, 11936 nt
Organism: Monomorium pharaonis (pharaoh ant)
Lineage: Eukaryota; Metazoa; Arthropoda; Insecta; Hymenoptera; Formicidae
Gene: Pkn
Product: serine/threonine-protein kinase N
Exons: 18
Coding region: 4439-7681 (1080 amino acids)
Biological process (GO): signal transduction; protein phosphorylation
Molecular function (GO): small GTPase binding; ATP binding; protein serine/threonine kinase activity
Source: RefSeq, a predicted model, not a curated record
UCCGAGUGCGCUCUCCAUCUCUCUACGCUCUCUUUGCGAACUGGUGCGCGUGCCCGACCCUGGUGCGCGACGCGCGUUACCCGUUGACGCCAUGGCCGGCGUGCGCCUCUCCUAGGGGAGUCGGAAACCCCGUUCCCCGUUGGCUCCCACUUUCCGUUCUCGCUUACUCCGCGACGCACAUGCACACUUGUAUGCCCCGGGGCGAAGCGGGCUUUCUUCCCAUCGACGUCCGGAGAAACGACCGUCGCUCUGUGGAUUUUCGUGCGGAUCGCGACGAGCUCUCUCAGUCGGCGGCAAACCAGGCGUGACGGACCGCGCGUACACGUAUAUAUAUAUACACGCACACACACACAUACAUACAUAUCUGAUGUGCAUCCGAUUUCCUUGCUCGGGCCAGCCCCUCUCUCCUCCUGACCGUUAGGGUUAAUUGACUCUGCUCGCUGUUCCCUUCGAGAUUACGUUGCCACCUGCGUGGACGCGGGGAGAAAAUCCAAUUAACGAGGAUUGUGACCCAGCACCCAUCCACCCACCCCCGGUCGCCAAGUUGCGGUUUUUUUCGGCUUGGCUUAUUUCACUUGACCACUUCGCGCUAAUCCCUGGGUUAUGUGCGCUUACUCCAUGUAGAUCGGAGAUUAGCCGCGGCUGAUCCAGACCCAGGUCUAAUCGUCACUGAUUCGCACUGAUCGGAGUUCGGAAGUGAAUUUUAUCGCGAGUGUCGAGUUUCAUAAUAUUUCGCCCUGAGCUUGCUGCUUUCCACUACUCACGUAGGAUUGUCGAGCAUUUUUGCAGCGGCAGGAUUUCGGCUCGUGACUGAUGAUACCGGUCGUCUCUCGCUUCUCUCCGAUCGUUGUCGUUCCUAACUCGACGGAGACGACGAGGUGGCCGGUCGGCGCCGAGCGUCGGUGUAACCGGUCCCGACUGACUUUUCGCACCGGUCGCUUCCUCCUCGCACCCCAACACCUGCUCAUCCCGCGAGAAGGAGGCACGCGGGAACGGAACGCGUUCCAGGAGCACGUUUGGCCGCGAGUGGCUCGCCGAGUGGCUUGCGCGUGAUCGGGCACGUUUUACUUUAAAUCCGCUUGCCGAUCGUCAAAUCGGGAGAUCAUGGAGUCGAAAACCUUAAUGCGUAAUCGCGAGUUACACUUGUGUCCAUUUAUAACAGUAUAGAAUUAUUUUAUUUCUUUCCAGAUUUUAUAUUUAUAUAUGCAUAAAAUAAGUAACCGUGUUAUUUUAAUUAAUAUUUUUGCCUUUUACUUCACAUUCGUGCGUAUACAAAGAGUAAAAACGUCGUUUCAAUAAUAUACAUAAUUGUACAGUUGUAUACCUAAGGGCCGGUUUGUUCCAAUUUCUAGGUAAAUUUACCUAUCAGGUAAGUGUGUGUCUGUUUUUAUUUAUUUGAGAAGAAAGUGAAGAUAGAUACAUGCUUUCCUGAUAGAUAAAUUUACCUAGAAGUUGGAACAACCGGCCCUAAAUAUUAAAGAAGUAUAUCAGGAUUUGUUCAAAUUUUUUAGAGAUUUUUUACCAAAAAUCUUUUGAAACAACUAUUUAUCAGUGACUCAGGUAGUCUGAAUAAAUAGUGAGAAACAGGAUAAUCUGCGGAGGAUUAAUUUGAAAUUUUUUUUUUGCAGUUCUUUCUCUAUGAGGUUCAGAAAAAAAUAAAAGGUGAUGGGAGUUAUAGUUGAGCGAGGUUUAGUAAAAGUAAAAAAGGUUUGAAAUGGACGAAAAGUAAGGUAAAUUUUGACUCGUUAAUAUAGAAAGUAAAGUUAGUCUAUUACAUUGAUAGAAAUGGGUCAUAAAGAUUUCUGAUCUUGAAAGAUUAAUUCUGGUUUUAAGCCAUCGGCACUUUCACCAUUCUCGAAUUUUGAAGCGAAUAGAAUACCGAAAUGAAUGAUGUUAUGGAGAAUAAUGUUCAAUAUUUUUGCUAUCACAUUCAUUUCAUCUCUUUUCUUGAGAUUUAAUUUUACGUGAAAAUAAAACAUAAAAUUGAUAAUUUGUCGUUGUUUCUCGUUGAGCUUUAUGCUAAAUAAAACCUUAGAAAACUAAAUAAAUAAGAAAAAUAAAGCUGGAGUUCUUUGAGAGGGAGAUUGAAAGAGUUUUAUAGGAAAAAAAAGAAUAUAUUGAAUAUAUUGAAAGUAGAGAGGAUUGGUAACUUCGCUUUGAUGUUGUGGAGAUUUUGUUUUUGCUGUAUUCGACAAACCUUUGAAAAUUAACCUAGGAAUAAUAAAUGCCUUAAUUAGACUUAAGAUUGAGAUUGGAGUUGGAAUUUAAUGAAUCAAAAGAAAGAAAACUAAUUAAAUUUCAAAUUUAGUGAACUUUGGUUUGAUUGAUCAAAUUCCAAUCUUAAUUUCAAUUACUAGUCUGAUCACGGAUUAACAGAUUAAUUUUAUACAGGAAAUGGACGAAAUAAUGUAAAGAAAUGCACUAUUUUUUAUUAAUAAGAGAUUUAUACAUUAUUUUUAUUUUUAUAGGUGUAAUAUGGAUUUUAUUGUUGUUUGGGAUAAUCAUACAGUGCUUGAAGGACCAAUAGAAUGCUGUAUUCUCUUAGUUGAAUAUUUUUCAAUUAAUUAUAUAAAUAAUAUUAGAAAAAAAAACGCCUCAAACACACACACACACACACACACAAUUUCUCAAAAUUGUGUAUCUUUUAUUUUUUCAAAACUAACGUUUUUCUUACCUGAUCUGAUUUGUAAUCUAAAAUAACUCAUCAUUGCGAACAGUUUUGAAAGACAGAGUAAAAAAAACAUUUUUUCUGUCAUCCCUUGAAAAGUAUUAUGCUAGAAAUAUGGCACAGCAUUGCACUGAUGACUAUUUGAAUAUUGUAUGACCAUUAAAAAAUAAAAUCUAUUAAAAUCAAAUAAUAGGACAUUUUGUUUUACCAAUAAAAUAAGUACUGUACUUUUCGGGAGUUCACGUUAUUUUGUCAAUCUUUUGUACAUCGAAUUUUACAACGAUUUAGCUUCCAAAUUAAAACUACGGUUUUGAUCAUAAUGCACCGCCAAUAGUUCCAUAAUGAAUCAGUAAUGUAGCGCUAUCUCGGUCGUUAGGAUUUUCUAAAUUUGGCGUUGCGUGAUGGUGCGGCUCGCCUGGGAGGCUCGCGGCAUCGGUGAAAACGAUUCUCGUGCUGCUUUCACAAUUUUUCCAAUCUUUUCGUGCGAAAAGAGGAGAUUCCUCUGACGUCUGUUGACCUUCCAGGAGGGGGAUUAUGCCGUACAGCGGCGCAAAUAUUGGCGGAAUGCAUGAAAAUAGAUCAUGCGUCAGGCUGUCGGCCAUGCAUACGUUUUCGCACGCACGACGAAAGGCAAAUUAACAAUAAGAUAUUAUUCCCGAAGGUAGAAAUCUCCACGGGGGUUUCUUACGUCCAUGGAAAACAUUUUGGCGUGAGGAGAAUUUACGUAACUUACGUACGAUCGCGAAUUGUGAAUGAUACAUAUAAUUUCGUGCGGUAAUUUUGGUUAAAUGGUCCAGUAACUGUUUCGACAGACUUGAAUCGAAUACCUUGUGACGCUCGUUUACACAUCGCGUAAUUACAAUGCAGUCACACAUGUGCGUACAAACUCACAGAUAAUUUUCUCAAAGUAAAUAGAAUUUGUCCAAGUCUCAACUUGAAAAUAUAAAUAUAAGGAAACUAUAUACAGAAAUUUAUUGAUACAUGACCGUGCAUUAUGUAUCCAUUUCACAUGUGAUUGUUUAUUUAAAAAUAUAUAUUUACAUAUUAUAUAAUAUAUUUUUAAAAAAUUUAUCAUAUGAGGUCGUAUGACACCGAGUAUUUGGCUUGAUGUUUGGUAGGUUUUUCUUUUUUUUUGUUUUUUUGUUGAAGAUACCUUCAUAUUCGCAUUUGUAUUGCAAGGAAACGAUAACGUUCACAUUUUAUAGUUGAGUAACGCUGUUAUCGGCGAGGCUGAGAUAAGAGAUAACGGCGUUGUCGGCGCUGUUUUCUUCUUCUUCUUCUUCCUCUUCUGGUCAGUUCCACUUCUCAAUUUCGAGGAGCGUGUCGCGCGCUCCGCGUGCGUACGAUCGAGUUUUACAGUUACGUCGCCGUGUAACAACAGGCGACAGUGCGCGCGGAAUCGCGCGGAAAUCGCACGAGGCGCGGACGUGAUAUCGUAGAUUUUCGCUGCAACAGGUGGCUGACGUUUACCUGGGCCGCGCGCUUGCAGCCCAUUCCCUUCCCCCCGCACCCUCCACCCAUCCGAGAUUACCUCUCUUCUGUGACAGUGAUUCAGCAGUGAUUAAUCGGCGACGGUAACUCGUUUGUUUGUUGCUCGGUGCGAAUCUUAAUCACGAGCCAUUAGACGUUUCGUUCGCCGAUGUUGAGUCUCGCGCGAACAGAUAUACAGGACAGAUAUACGCAUACGUGACGUGGGGGAACAAAAGAAGAGGUAUACCUUGGCCGUUUCGCUCGGCUUGGUCGGGGAGCUGUUUUGACCAGGGAGGAAGGAUGUCGUUUAUCGGGACGGACGGCAAGAAGAAGAGUUGGGUUGCGUGCAUCCCAUUAACCAAAGUGACCAGCUCCAGAUGCCUUUGGAAUUGCGUGGCGCCGUGCGCGGGCGAUUACAUCAAGUACCCGGCUCUUUACGAACUGUCGAGCAAGUAUGGAGUGGCUGGCAGUGACCAGGUGCCCUUGCCGGCCCGUCUCGACGUGCUGCGGGAGCACAUACGACGAGAAAUACGCAAGGAGCUGAAAAUAAAGGCCGGGGCGGAGAAGCUGAGGGAAGUCGCGACAGAUCGCAAGUCGCUCUCAGAUGUUGCGACGAUCGUGAAGAAGGCGAACAGCAAGCUGAACGAGCUCCAUGCGGAGCUCCAGCAGCUCGAGAGUCAAAUUAUCCUGACGCAGGGCCAGCCUCCGUCGCCGCAGCAGAAUCACUCGAAUGGUCAAGACACGCCUCUAUCACCGAUGGGGCCUUCGUCGCCGAGUCAAGAAGGUCUAUUCACGGAUCUUCGGCUUCUGUCCUUGGAGAAGCAGCUCAAUAUCGAAUUGAAGGUCAAGCAGGGUGCUGAAAACAUGAUACAGAGUUUAACGAGCGGCCAUCGUGACAAAAAAUUGCUACAGGAGGCUCAACAAAUGCUAGAUGAUUCCCGCGCCAAAAUCGAGUUCCUACGUAUGCGAAUUAUGAAGGUGCGCCAGGCACGGCAACAGCAACAGCGUGGUGAUGCGCCGCCACCGAAUGGCGAAACAGCUAGUAAUAAAGACAGGUACGAACCCAGUCUGGAGCUCGCGUUGGAGGAAAGGGUGGAGGAGCUGCGGCAUCGAUUACGAAUAGAGGCAGCUGUCGUAGAAGGUGCCAAGAACGUGAUACGUCUUCUACAAAGUGCCAAAGUCGCUGAUAAGAAGGCCUUAACUGAGGCACAAGCAAGUCUCGCGGAAUCCAGUAAAAAAUUGGACUUACUCAGAUACUCUCUCGAACUCAGAAGGCAAGAGCUACCUCCUGACAGCGGUACUGCAGCUCAAUUAAAGAGAGAAUUAGCUAGCGUGCAGUCGGCUAGUCCAGUUCCUGUUACGUAUACAUCAUUGCAACCGUUUCGUGGUCCUUUGGAAGGUAAAGCCACUGUACCAGCCUCGGUAUCAAGAUGCGCCGCUGUCACGGGACAAUUAGAGGUAAGAUUAAUGGGAUGUCAAGACUUAGCAGAAGAAGUGCCUGGGCGUACGAGAAGGGAACACCCUGCUAGUCCUGAUUUACGUAGCUUUGUUAAAGGUGUCACAGGACGCAGCUCAAGUAAAUCAUAUAGUGUGAAAGAUGAAACAAGCAAUGAUAUUAUGGCAGUUAUAAAAUUGGAUAACCAAACCGUAGGGCAAACUAGUUGGCGUCCAUGUUCCCAACAGGCUUGGGACCAAAGGUUUUCUAUUGAGCUUGAUAAAUCAAGAGAACUUGAAAUAGGCAUUUAUUGGAAAGAUUGGAGAUCUCUUUGUGCUGUCAAAUUUUUACGUUUAGAAGAAUUUAUUGAUGACGUUCGACAUGGUAUGGCUCUACAAUUGGAACCGCAAGGCCUCCUGUUUGCAGAAAUAAAAUUCCUAAAUCCGAUGAUAUCGCGAAAGCCUAAAUUGCAGCGUCAACGCAAGAUCUUUAAGCAGCAAGUGAAAAAUUUCCCAAGAGCAAAUCAAAUGAAUAUAAAUGUCGCAACUUGGGGUAGGCUACUUAAGCGUUCGGCGCCUUCAUUACAUAAUUCCAGAAACUCAGAAAGUCCGCCGUCAGGAGUACAACCGGUGCAACUUGUGUUUGAUACCUCAGUAGAAGAUAAGCCUGAAACUCCAGGGGAAGUGCCCGAUCCAGAAAAAGGUGGAUUGGGUGGCGCAAGGCCUUUAGGUAUGUCAGCAUCGAGUAGUAGUCCAACUCUGCCACGUCCUCCAGAGCAUCCUCCUCCACCGCCACCAACUGUGACAAAGAAACCUUCUACGCCUGCACCUACACCACCUCCAAAACCCUUGGACCAAGAGUUACAGAGCGCAUUAAGAGAGUUUGAUUUCCUCAACGAGGAAAAGGGCGGGCCUCAAGGUGCAAAUUUAAGGCCCCUUGUGACAGAGCCCCGCCCUGUGCUGAUUGCACCACCCUCUCCACGCACACCCUCGCCCCAACCUGUCGUCGAGUUUCCUGAGGAUGAGGUUGUAUAUGAAAUGCCAGCUAGACCUCUCCAGUAUAGAGAUAGUGCUUACGAGUCAAGAAGACAUUCUCAACUCACUGGUAUGACUCUGGAGAACUUUAGACUGCUCUCCGUACUCGGCCGUGGACAUUUCGGCAAAGUAAUACUGUCGCAAUAUAGAAACACAGGAGAGUACUUCGCAAUUAAGGCCUUGAAGAAAGGAGAUAUUAUAGCUAGAGAUGAAGUGGAAUCACUGCUUUCUGAAAAGAGGAUAUUCGAAGUAGCGAACACGACGCGCCAUCCUUUUCUUGUUAAUUUAUUUGCAUGCUUUCAAACUGAGGCACAUGUAUGUUUUGUAAUGGAAUAUGCAGCUGGCGGUGAUCUUAUGAUGCACAUACAUGCUGAUGUUUUUGGGGAACCACGUGCUGUGUUUUAUUCCGCUUGUGUGGUUCUUGGAUUACAAUAUUUGCACGAAAAUCGCAUUAUUUAUAGAGACUUAAAAUUAGAUAAUCUGCUAUUAGAUACGGAAGGUUAUGUUAAAAUCGCAGAUUUUGGUUUAUGUAAAGAAGGUAUGGGAUUUGGAGACAGAACAGGUACUUUCUGCGGUACUCCUGAAUUCUUAGCGCCCGAAGUGCUAACAGAGACUUCAUAUACGCGAGCUGUAGAUUGGUGGGGUCUUGGAGUCUUAAUAUUUGAAAUGUUGGUUGGAGAGUCCCCUUUCCCUGGUGAUGACGAAGAAGAAGUGUUUGAUUCCAUUGUAAAUGAUGAAGUACGAUAUCCAAGAUUUCUUUCUUUAGAAGCAAUUGCAAUUAUGAGAAGACUACUCAGAAAGAAUCCAGACAGGAGAUUAGGUAGCAGCGAAAGAGACGCUGAAGAUGUUAAGAAACAAGCAUUUUUCAGACAUAUAGCUUGGGAUGAUUUACUCCUAAGACGCGUGAAACCACCUUUCGUACCAGUAAUCCAUUCGGUGGAAGAUGUAAGUAAUUUCGAUGAAGAAUUUACAUCAGAAAAGCCACAAUUAACGCCUCCAAAAGAUCCUCGGCCUCUCAGCGACCUAGAACAGAGUCUUUUUAAAGACUUUACUUACAUGGCUGAUUGGUGCUAGCCGUAAUGAUUGAUAUCUUUCGAUGCGAAAAUAUCAGCAUAAUUGAAGAAAAAGUUUACACUAUGGAAUUCGCGCAACUGAUGGUAUUUACACGCGCGUUUGUUUAUCUGAGCAAUAUAUAUUGUAUGUCAUUAUAUAUCUUGUAUAGAAUUCUUUAUUUUGGAUACUAUAUUAAUAAUCACAGUAGGCACAUUUACAAAAGAAAUUUUUCAACCAAAGUUGUGGAGUGCGCAUGAAUGUAACUUCACAAGUCGAGAGCUAAUUCGUUAGCGAGACUAAUAUCUCGUUUAACUUUUCGAGUAUAACCAGAUGAGCUGAAAUUGUUGGUAGUCAUUGAAUAGUCGUUUGUAUAAUAAAUUUUCUUUCAAACAUUUUGAAAUUAAACUAAAACUAAUCUAGUUUAGAUUUAUUUUAUUUUAUUUUAAUUAAAGAAAAGAGAUGUUUUAGUAAGACAUUUUGAAUGUCUUGGGACUAAAACAGUCUAUAUAUAACAAGGAUAAAAUUCUUAUUUUUGUUUUUUAUGUAUUUAUAUAUUUUGGAAAGACAUUUAGGAUUAUGCCAUUUUCGAGCAUUAAUUUCUUUGUUUUGUCACGAUGACUACCAAAAACCUAAAAGAUUUGCGAGUUUGAUGUCACGUGCUUAACUUAUAAUGCGAAUGGAUUUAAUCUUGGUGCUCGAUUAGUCAUUGUCUGACGAAUAGCUUUGCUAAGAACUUCGAGAUAAGCAUUGUCUGACGAAUAGCUUUGCUAAGAACUUCGAGAUAAGACAUCUCUUCAUAUAAGUUGUAGUAAAUCUCUAAAGUAAGUGACCAUUAUAGUAUCCACCAUCAAUAAUAACUAGGAGAGCCAGAAAAGUUAGAAAUAAAUACUCUCUUGUUAUGAGUUGAACUGUCUCCAGCACUCUUGGUUGCAUGUACAGAGUUUAGAAAUAAAUAAAUUUUUAGCAAUGGAAUAAGAAUUUUAUCUUUCUUUUUGUUAUUAUUGAUUGUCUGAAUUUGAAUUUUGAAGAUAAUCUUAAAUCAAAAAUAAUUAAUUAUAAAACUUAAAAAAGCGUAACAACAUUAGGCUAAAAUUUACCAAAUUUAUUUCAUUUUUCAAUCCAAUGUGAUACAAAUUUAAUGUUUAAAUUGACUUUUUGCAUAGACGUUCCAAUCAUAGAGUAUUGAAUUCUCAAUUGUCAUUUUGAUGGAGAAUUAUCUUGUUUGACAAAAACAGCUUGGUUGAUUUAUUGUCUUAGAAAUUCGUUUAUUGUCUUAGAAACUCGUCUUUUGUGGUUGUUUUUUCGAUUUAGCUUUGUUUUUCACACAAUACAAUUGCGUCAGGAUUUCUAAUUUUCUGGUUUUCCAAAAAUACUUUCUUCUUUUUGACCCAUAAAUUGGAAUGAUUUGAACAUGCUAUGAAUUGUAUAGUGAUUAAUGAGGAUAGGGGGAGAACAAUAUGAAAAAAUAGAAAAUAAAGUCUUCACAGAAUAUUUACUAAAAAUUAAUAUGCACGAACUUCAUUUUAGAAACUUGUUUUAUCGAAUCUCAGGUUUUCCAUAUAUGAGUUACACAUAGCAACAUGUAGCUGAUAUAUAUGAAUUUACAAUUUCUAGUUUGAUACGAUAAUAUUGUAAAUGAGGUCAUGAUAGAAAUAUUUUUGGAAGUUCCGUUCAAUUUCUCUCAAGCGAAGGAAAAAGUGAUGAAACUAUUAGUAUUUUGACUAAAGAAGUUUUUCCACAUAUAAAUGAGUAUAAUUUUAGAUUACAUUUUUCUUACAGAAGUGAUCUCCAAACACUGUCCUGUUGCUAGUAUUAAAUAUGUAUGGAUGUCUCUCCUUUUGCGUGAAGAUAUAUUAUUUUCAACAUUUCGUUAUCUACGUACUGGUAUUUGUAUAGUAAUACAUGCAAUUACUCAGAUUUUAUAUAUCCUUAUAGAAUUUAAAGGAUAAUCAUAAUAAUAAUAAAAACAAUAUUAACAUUCAUUAAGACAACAUAAAGUAAAUCAAAAUAUAGCUAUACUUGCUCAUGCUCAUGUGAUAAAGAAUUGAAAUUGAAAUGGCGCUAUGUAUGUGUAACAAUUAUGAUCAUACUGACAUUAACAUUCAGCGCUUUAAUUAAACUAACCAUAUAUCGUCGGUUAUGAUAAUUGGAAAUUUAAUCCAUUUAUGUAUAGCUAAUUUUGCAAGAUUAUAGAUGACGUUAGACCGUACGAGCCCUAUGACAUCAUGUGAAGCUAGCGCAUUAACAUCAUGUAUCAGAGUCCUUUAGUUUAACAUGUAAUGCAAUUAUGUUUGCUAUAUUUCAUCAUUUAGUUAUGUACAUUUUAUAUUCUAGUUUAUAAGAUACUUUUACUAGUUCAUGUGCUUCUUACAUCAUGUAUAUAUAAAUAUAUAGCCAAAUGUGUCGAGAGAAUAAUAAUGAUAUUUCUAUGUUUAAUAGUUGUUGAUGUUGUACGCGCAAUCAAUCUUAAUUAACUAUUGCAAGACAUUUUAUCACGAACAUACUUGAACAUGUUUUAAGAUUCAGUUUUAAUCUAACAAAGAAUGAUCUGAAAGCUGCGUAAUAUUGGAAUUAGCUAUUAGAUUUUACUUAUAAAAAGCUUUUAAAUUAAUUUUCCUUCUAAUCAUCGCGAAGCUCUUUAUGGUUGCUUUACAUACAUAAUGUAGCUUUAAUAAUUAAUCCUCUACCGGAUUUCGAAGGUUUCUAGAACAUGUACGCAAUCUAAAUAUAUCCAUGAUACACUUCACCCAUCUCUCAAAAGGUGCCUACGAUAAUCGAACAAUCUUUUACAUGUAAUAUGCAAUACACAAUAGAAGUAGAAAAUUUCUAGUAAGAACCGAAGUAAUCUGAUAUUGUAUAUAAAUCUUUUCGACCUGUCUGUAUAUUAGAAUUGAGAUUGAAGAUUAAAUUACGAACAUUCUAUCGAUGCAAAUGGGGAAGAAUAUUUCAAAUAGAACUUGGUAAAUUUUGUUUAAGUUGAUUAUAACAUAACAUUCAAUUUUAUUUCAAAUUCGCGUUUAAUUGUGUUACGAAACAACUAAAAUCAGAUUUUGUUAAUUGUAAAUAUCGAUUGCUGAAAUCUUAUCAAUGAGAUUUACCAAGUUUUAUUUGUGAUACCACUUUUUUAAAUAUUAAUAAGGCAUAAAUAUGUAAUGACCAGAAUUAUUUGUAAAAUUUUAUUGAGUAUUGUGAAAAGUUAACUGUGUCAUUAGUGAUAGAUCGAGUAUCUCGAGAUCUAGUUGCCUUACUGCAAUUAUAAAUUGAUAUAUAUAUAACCAAUUUGGCAUCUAUUUUAUAUAUAUAAUUCUUAUACACGUAGGGUGAUUCUCAAAUUUGUGGAAAAAUAUUUUAGGUAUUUCUAAAAUAUUUUCAGGUUUCAGAUCUCGAAUAUAUAUAACAGUGGAAGAUAAUUUGAAACAUAUGGAUACUUUUUAAUGUGUCUGUUUUUUAUUAAUAUAUAUAAAUUUUAAAUCUAAUCUUUUUAUAUAAUAUAUAUUAUAUACGGCUUUGAAAUACAAGGAUACGAAAUUCAUGAAAAUUUACACGACGAAUUUAUUGGAAAAACAGGCAGAAGAAAAAUAUGGCAUCAAUUUGUAAAGCUUUAUAGCAAUUUGAAAUGGAAUCUUGAGCACGGAGGGAAUAUUUAUGCUUUUCAUUAAUUUAACAUUAAAAUUUAUAUUUCACAAAAAUAUUACUUUAGAUUUUAGGUACUCAUUGACAUGUAUAUUAUUUUUAUGUCCUACAUAGCGAAAAAAGCUAUACAAUAUCAUUCUUUUUAUGCUACUUUCAACUGCCGAAGUUUAUUCUGAAAAUUGUAUAACCAUUUUUGAAUGAUAAAAUAUUUCUAGGUCAAAUAAUAUCAGGGUUUUUAUUUUGCGUUUUACAAUGUACAUAUACUUUGAUGUACAUUAUAAGAUUAUGUAUGAACAAAUUACUUUUUCCACUGAUAUUAAAUGCAGCUCUUUACAGGAUAAAUUAAAUUAUGUAAUAAUUUUGAAAUAUGUAUGGUCCGAAAAUGCGAUAAUUUAAAAGUUUUAUGUACAUAUAUACAAACCUUCUACAUGAUGUUUUGUAGAUAGACUUACUUUUGAUUCAUGAAGAUUUUUUAUUCGAUUAUUUCGUUACAUGUAUUUUUUAUAUAUAACAUAAUUACAUAGCAAUUACUUAGAUGUAAGUUUGAAUUAAAAUGUUCGCUAUAUUUAUCAUUAGUUUUAUAAGAAAAUUUAUGUGCCUCAUAUUUUGUAGUAUUUACUAAUAAUACAUGGCUAGAGAUGAA